Messenger RNA from Charadrius vociferus (killdeer), 1986 nucleotides. It is a transcript of the gene DUSP16, whose product is annotated as dual specificity phosphatase 16. Gene Ontology annotation, molecular function: protein tyrosine/threonine phosphatase activity; MAP kinase tyrosine/serine/threonine phosphatase activity. Lineage: Eukaryota; Metazoa; Chordata; Aves; Charadriiformes; Charadriidae. The record is from RefSeq and is a predicted model, not a curated record. Gene Ontology annotation, biological process: protein dephosphorylation; negative regulation of MAPK cascade. Gene Ontology annotation, cellular component: cytoplasm; nucleus.
AUGGCCGAUGAGAUGAUCAGGACUCAACUCAUUGUUGCCGAGAAGCUGGUGGCUUUGCUGGAGAGUGGUACAGAAAAAUUGCUGCUGAUUGAUAGCCGCCCCUUUGUGGAAUACAAUACAUCCCACAUCUUGGAUGCCAUCAACAUCAACUGCUCCAAGCUUAUGAAGCGGAGGCUGCAGCAGGACAAAGUUUUGAUUACAGAGCUCAUUCAGCAUUCAGCAAAACACAAGAUUGAAAUUGAUUGCAAGCAAGAAGUGGUGGUGUAUGACCAAAGCUCUAAAGAUGUGACCUCUCUGUCAUCUGAGUGCUUUCUUACUGUGCUCCUGGGCAAACUGGAGAAGAAUUUCAGCUCUGUGUAUCUGCUUUCAGGUGGAUUUGCUGAGUUCUCCAGCUCUCUCUGUGAAGGAAAAUCCACACUCGUCCCUACUUGCAUUUCUCAACCCUGCCUACCUGUCUCCAACAUUGGCCCAACCAGAAUCCUUCCUCAUCUCUAUCUUGGGUGUCAGCGGGAUGUCCUCAACAAGGAGCUGAUGCAGCAGAAUGAUAUUGGCUACGUACUAAACGCCAGCAAUACUUGUCCAAAGCCUGAUUUUAUUCCAGAGUCUCAUUUCCUGAGAGUGCCUGUGAAUGACAGUUUUUGUGAGAAAAUUUUGCCUUGGUUGGAUAAAUCGGUUGAUUUUAUAGAAAAAGCAAAAGCAUCAAAUGGCCAUGUGUUAGUGCACUGUUUAGCUGGAAUAUCUCGCUCUGCCACAAUUGCCAUUGCAUAUAUCAUGAAGAGAAUGGAUAUGUCCUUAGACGAAGCUUACAGAUUUGUGAAAGAAAAAAGGCCAACCAUUUCUCCCAACUUCAACUUUCUGGGACAGCUUCUGGACUUUGAGAAAAAGAUCAAGAACCAGAGCGGUCAGCCUGGACAUAUUAGUAAGCUGAAACUUCUGCAUUUAGAAAAAAGCAGUGAGCACGUGUUGGUCCCAGAAGGCGGGCAGAGCAGUCUCUCUGCUAACCAGCUGUGCAUUACCACUACCUCCGAGAUCGUGGAACAGAAGCCAACGGACUGCGGCAGUGCACCAUGCGGGCACUUGUCCCCCCUGGAAGAUGGCCCGCUGGUACAGGGCAUAAAUGGACUGCAUGUCUCCCUAGACAAGGUGGAGGACAGCAACCGGUUGAAGCGCUCCUUUUCUUUGGAUAUCAAAUCUGUAUCCUACUCGGCAAGUAGCAACUGUGUGACUGCAUCGGUUCAGGGCUUUGCCUCCUCUGAAGACACCCUGGAAUACUACAAACACACAACUGCUUUAGAGGGCAGCACCAAGUUGUGUCAGUUUUCCCCUGUCCAGGAGGUCUCUGAGCAGACCCCAGACACCAGCCCUGAUAAAGAGGAAGCAAACCCUCCCAAGAAACCCCAGAACACCUGGCAGCUGGAUAGCCAGAGCAAACGGCAACACCUGGGGAGAGCCAGCAGCAGUGCCACCACUCAGCGUUCGCUCCUGUACCCCCUCCACCGGAGUGGGAGCAUGGAAGACAACUACCAAACAAACUUCUUGUUUGGUCUCUCCACCAGCCAGCAGCAUUUGACAAAGUCUGCUGCUGGGCUGGGCCUCAAAGGCUGGCACUCAGACAUCUUGGCUCCUCAGACAUCGGCUACGUCCCUUACCAACAGCUGGUAUUUUGCAACCGAGUCCUCGCGUUUCUACUCUGCCUCCGCCAUCUAUGGGAACAGCGCUGCUUACUCUGCCUACAGCUGUAGUCAGCUGCCCACAGGCUGUGACCAAGCCUGUGCUGUGCGCAGGAGGCCAAAGCAGGGUGAUCGAGGUGACUCCAGGCGUAGCUGGCAUGAGGAAAGCUCUUUUGAAAAGCAGUUUAAGCGCAGAAGCUGCCAGAUGGAGUUUGGGGAGAGCAUCAUGUCAGACAACAGGUCCAGAGAAGAACUAGGGAAAGUAGGUAGUCAGUCGAGCUUUUCAGGCAGCAUGGAAAUCAUUGAAGUCUCUUGA